AAUUAGUCAAUAAUAAACUCAUUGUGAGAAACAAUGGGAGGGGUAGUGUGAAUAAAACAGACAUGCCCCAGGUGGGUAGUGAAUAAUUCAAAUACCCAGCUCCCUUACUUGAACCCCCUCUGCCCUCACCUGCGGAGCUAUGACUACAACCACACACGAUAACCAUUCAGCAUUUCUCCUGUCUCUGCCAAACAUCUACAGCCAGUCACCCAUCUCCUGCUGUGUGUUCAGCAGAACCAUGGUGUCUGGUGCUAUAGCGUUGGCCUUCCUCCCCCUGGUGUUGACUUUCAUUAUUCGUUACCGCUACUACUUUGUGCUGUUCUACCGGGCGGUGCUGGUCAGGAUGUGGUAUGACUGUACGACGGGGCUGAGCAGGGAGGAGAGGGCGUUCCAGUACGUUCUGACCCACGCCAUCCCUGGCGACCCAGAAAGUAUCCUGGAAACCUUUGACCUCUGGUGCAGCAAGGUGGAGUUCAUCAGCAACAUCGGCCCCAAAAAAGGUAAGAUAAUGGACCGGAUGCUUUCCGAGCACUGCCCUCUGACCGUGCUGGAGCUAGGGUCCCACUGUGGGUACAGCACAGUGCGUAUCGCCCGGGCACUGCCCCUGGGUGCCAGGCUCUACAGUGUGGAAAUGGAUGCGAUCAACGCUGCCAUAGCAGAGAAGAUCAUACGGCUGGCGGGCUUCGACGAUGACACGGUGGAGCUGAUAGUGAGUCCGUCAGAUGAGGUAAUCCCAAGGUUGCGGGCAGACUACGGUCUGGAGCGGUUGGACUUUGUGUUCAUGGACCACUGGAAAAAAUGCUACCGUCCUGACUUGCAGGCUCUGGAGGGCUCUGGUCUGCUGGGAAAAGGCUCUGUAGUGCUGGCUGACAACGUCCUGUUUCCGGGUGCUCCUAACUUCCUCCGACACGUCCGCAAGAGUGGCCUCUACGAGUGGAAGAUCCACAGGGCCACUCUAGAGUACAGCAAGGGCAUCAGGGAUGGGAUGGCUGAACUGGUUUACCAGGGGAUCAAGUAGGGUGGGGGCAUAGUGACGGACACACUCAUCUGUUACCUAGACAUACAAGACUGAGUUUGGGGGCAACUUACUUUUGUUCUCGGAGCCUACUAGUCUUCUGCUGUUUUCCGCUUAGUGCCCCCUGCUGGUUGAAUAUCAUUCUGACAGUCUCUCACGUGUUUUACAGGUCUGUCUGUUGCAUUAAUAAAUC
Oncorhynchus tshawytscha (Chinook salmon) is the source of this 1208-nucleotide messenger RNA. It is a transcript of the gene tomt, whose product is annotated as transmembrane O-methyltransferase. NCBI's taxonomy places the organism in Eukaryota, Metazoa, Chordata, Actinopteri, Salmoniformes, Salmonidae. Gene Ontology annotation, biological process: developmental process; catecholamine catabolic process; dopamine metabolic process. Bases 140 to 1018 code for a protein of 292 amino acids. The transcript is spliced from 6 exons. The record is from RefSeq and is a predicted model, not a curated record. Gene Ontology annotation, molecular function: catechol O-methyltransferase activity.